Messenger RNA from Maniola jurtina (meadow brown), 941 nucleotides. RefSeq lists its product as uncharacterized. The transcript has 3 exons. The coding region runs from base 399 to 761 and encodes 120 amino acids. The record is from RefSeq and is a predicted model, not a curated record. Lineage: Eukaryota; Metazoa; Arthropoda; Insecta; Lepidoptera; Nymphalidae.
UGGUAAAGUAUAGUGCAGUGUACAGCAAUUUGCAAUUGUUACCUGCCGUGUUAUCAGGUGCGAAAAUAUUGCACUCUCAAACAAGCUUAUCUGAAGGAAAACAUUCGAGUCGCUAAUUAACGUAGCUACAGAUUUUGUGUUUAUCUAGAUCGCUGCCUAGAUUUUAGUGAUAGAUAUAAUUUCUAGUGGUUUGAGUUGGCUGACUAGUGGAGUUUUUAGGGGUAUUUUCUAGUGGGGAAAGAAUAAAGUACAAAAAGUUAGGUAGUUUUUUCUUGGACUUGUGGAAUAUUUGGCCUCAAAGUUUCAAAUUCUUUACGAAAAUAACUGGAAAAGGUUGAUAAGCCAGGGCCAUAGUGCCUAGGCUUUAGAUCUAGUCCUAACUACACCCUUGAACUACUAUGGCGAAAUUCAUCAAAUCAUUUUUCAACACCACUGAGAGAAGGAAAAACUCUCGCUUUGAAGAAAAUGAAGAGGAUAAGAGUAACUCUUUGCCUUUAGGACGAAAACUGUCCAUAUCCAGGUCAGGAAGGAUGAAACAGGCUAUCAAGAAACGACAUUCGCUGUCUUUAGAUGUUUAUAAUCAAGAGACACAAAUAAUAGAAAAACCGAAGAACGCGGAAGUUCAAAAAACUCAGAGGCCCGAGAGGCCCUCAGUAACAGAAAAUAACAGUAAAACAGAAAAACGACACAGUCUCAACGUCGAAGAAGAAAUAGACACCGCUUUCGAAAUUAUCAACAAAACUACAAUUACUGAUUUAUAACUGACUUUUAUAGUUAAUUCUGAAACUGAACUGAUAUGUAGCAAAAAUGUGAAAGGGAUAGAUUUAUUUAUACACUGCAGUGUAAGCAAGAGAUGGCAAUAAUGCAAGGUUGUUGCAACUAACAAUGUAAACAAGAUCUAGAAAAGUAAAGCAAAUUUUUUCAAAAAAUUUAAGUUCAAU